AUGACGUUUGCCGAGGAGAAGACUUUCGAGUACAUCCGCCGCAAUUACCGCAAGUUUCACCAUAUUCCUGUUCUGGAGAUUCUGCCUUACUUGUCUUGCCUCACAACCAGUGACCAGGACCUACUGCGGGCCCACCUGGAUCUCAAUGGGAACCGGAACACCAUUUGGGAUCUCUUCAACAGCCUCCAGCGGCGCAGUGGCUGGGUGGAGUCCCUCAUCUGGGCGCUGAGGGCCUGCGAGCUGGCUGCUCUCGCUGACGAAGUGGACCGCGUCUAUCAGAGCAACCUGCCCAUGAGCCAGAGACGCCCCCAGGCCCCACCGGAGCCGCCGUCAGUUCCUGCUGAGACACCAGGGCCCCCCACACCCGCUGUGGCUCCCAGUGCCUCUCACAAUAGCUACAGAGAAGAGCCAAGUUACCCCAUGCCAGUCCAGGACACCCAGUCGCCAGUGUCCCCGGGAGAGAAUUCAAAGAAGUUCCCACCGACAGCCAGCUCUGGGGCUGACCUGAAGAGACCCACUGGCCCCCAGGAGCCCUCCUCUGACAUGGCGUCCUUCAGCCCUCUGACAUCCAGUGGGCCUCAAGAGCAGGAAGUAGAACUGGGCAGUACCCACGUAGCAGACAAUGUCUCCAGCAUGACAUCAUCCCAUGGGCCUGUCUCUCCAACUGCCUCCUUCCAGCCCCUGGCCCGUUCUACCCCCCGGGCAAGCCGCUUGCCUGGACCUGCAGUGUCAGCUCCGUCUACUGGCACCUUCUCCUCCUCUGCAAGGGGUGCUGAAUCGACUGCCUGCUCCAGUGGAGUAGCGGUACCCACCAACUCUGUGACCACCAGCACAGCACCUUCCAAGGUGCCCCGCCACUCAGCACUUACCAGCACAGUGCCUUCCAAGUUGCCCACCAGCUCGAAGACCCCUGGUAUAAUGUCCUCUAAUGUGCCCACCAGCCUAGCACCUUCCAAGUUGCCUGUCAGCUCAACACCUGCUGGCACAGUGUCACCCAAGGUACCUACUGGCGUGGUGCCUGACCACAGGAUGCCCACGAGCCCGGUGUCCAGCAAGGUGCCUGCCACCACAGCACCCACCAUCAGGAGUAGCAGCAGACCCUCGGAGCAGAUGCCAGUGUCUCCAGCACCCACAAGUGCACCUGCUAGGAGCAGCUCACCUUAUGCAGACAGCAGUUCCAACAGCUGGGUCUCAGGGCCAGAGCUGAGCAAGCCAGGCGGGCUGUCUUCCCAGAUGGAAAGCCAGCCGUUCUCCGGCUGCUCCAUGGAUCUCGCCAUCAGUAGCGACACGGAGCCAGGACCUAACAACGCCCCGGAGGAGAACGAGUACACGUCAGCGGACAUCGUUAGGGUCAUCCAUAUCACUGAGGGUCCCAGUGCUGACCUCCUGGCAGGCAAUCCCGGGCUUCACAAUGCCACCCAGCUCACAGAAGAGAAGGAAUUGCCUUGUGAUGGGCCGGCUCAGAGGGCUCCGUGGCUUGGGAUGGCUGCUGUUGGGGUGCUCCUGGCCACAGUCCUAGGAGUUGUGCUGUACCGGCGGCGCCUACACCAAUGA
This is a messenger RNA of Pipistrellus nathusii (Nathusius's pipistrelle), 1554 nucleotides long. The record is from the annotation of a GenBank genome assembly. Lineage: Eukaryota; Metazoa; Chordata; Mammalia; Chiroptera; Vespertilionidae.